AUGCUCUCAGCCUAUUCUUCUUCUUCUUCUUCCCAUACUCUUUACACCACCUUCAUUUUCCUUCUCCUUGCCAAUGAUACUUUUGCAACCACGUUUACACUAGUGAACAAGUGCGAGUACACAAUCUGGCCCGGAAUCCUAUCCAACUCCGGCGUCUCGAGCCUCGGCACCACGGGCUUCGAGCUCGGCCCGCACGACUCCAGAUCCUUCCAGGCCCAACCGGGCUGGUCUGGGCGGUUUUGGGCUCGGACAGGCUGCUCGUUCGACACCUCCACCGGGCAGGGCCAGUGCCUGACUGGCGACUGCGGGUCGGGCCAGGUCGAGUGCGGCGGAUCGGGAGCGGCUCCGCCCGCCACCCUGGCAGAGUUCACGGUGGGCUCCGGCGGGCCGGACUUCUACGACGUGAGCCUGGUCGACGGGUACAAUCUGCCGGUGGUGGUGGAGCCGGCGGGUGGGUCGGGCCAGUGCGGGCUGACCGGGUGCGCCGCGGAUUUGGGCCGGUCCUGCCCGGAGGAGCUGCGGGCGGGCGGCGGGCGGGGAUGCCGGAGCGCGUGCGAGGCGUUUGGGUCGCCGGAGUACUGCUGCCGGGGGGAGUACGGGUCGCCGGAGACGUGCCGGCCGACGGCGUACUCGGAGGCGUUCAAGAGCGCCUGCCCGAGGGCGUACAGCUACGCGUAUGAUGACGCGUCGAGUACUUUCACGUGUAGUGGGGCGGACUAUACCAUUGUGUUCUGCCCCUCGCGCACUAGCUUGAAAUCUUCAAGAGACUCUUUAUCGUCCCAAAGUCGGCAGGAGGCCGCCAGUGGCACGGUGGACAACUCAAAUUCUCCGGCGGAAGAUGAUUUUCUGUCGUGGCUACCAGAUUUUGGCUCGGGAUCCUCAUCAAAAUCAAAUUAUUUCAUAACUUUUGGGUCGAUAAUUUUUCUUUUAUUUUUAUUUCUUUAA
Striga hermonthica is the source of this 945-nucleotide messenger RNA. The record is from the annotation of a GenBank genome assembly. NCBI's taxonomy places the organism in Eukaryota, Viridiplantae, Streptophyta, Magnoliopsida, Lamiales, Orobanchaceae.